AUGAUGAGAUGCCUUGCAAGUGCCUCAAUGCUUUAUUCUAUCCUGGUUUUAUGUCCAUUUCUCAACCUGGAAGCUACUCUGACAAACGCUGGCAGCGCAGAGCCGAGUAAAAGCGCACAAUACUCCAGCAUUCCUGCUCAGGCACAAUCUUCAAUUGAUGACGAUGAUACUAUCACGCAUGUGUACAAACGUAUCCGUGGCAAUACAGGUCAUACAAUCGCUGUUCCUAUUCCAAGAGGCGAAGAACUUUUAAAGCAUGACGGACGAGGAAAGCAACCAAAGAACUAUAAUACAAUUGAGCAAGUCAUUGGAAGAGGAGUCAAAAGAAUGAUGGAAAGCAACCCUAACAUUCAAGAGAAAGAUGCGAUUCAAUUAAUGCAAGAAAAGAUUGAGCAAAAAAGCAUUAAAGAAUGUAAGCAAAAAAGAGAACGACUACAACAGGAGAGAAUAUUGCAUCCAAAAAAAGAUCUUCGUAAAACAAAUGGUCGGCGAAGUUAUGAAGUGGAAAAAGCACGUAGUAUUGCUCAUAUGCUUAAAACGAAAAAUAAUGGCAUUUUCAAUCGUGAUCAAGCUGAAAUCGAAUUUGAGGCGAAAAGAGAAUUGAAACGCAAAAAAGAUCGUGAAAGAAAACAAAUUCAACGCAACGCCCAAAAGGAAGCAAAAUUGAAGAGUUCCAGGUAA
This is a messenger RNA of Meira miltonrushii, 681 nucleotides long. RefSeq lists its product as uncharacterized. Lineage: Eukaryota; Fungi; Basidiomycota; Exobasidiomycetes; Exobasidiales; Brachybasidiaceae. The coding region runs from base 1 to 681 and encodes 226 amino acids. The transcript has a single exon. The record is from RefSeq and is a predicted model, not a curated record.